This is a messenger RNA of Meyerozyma guilliermondii ATCC 6260, 372 nucleotides long. RefSeq lists its product as uncharacterized. Bases 1 to 372 code for a protein of 123 amino acids. The transcript has a single exon. The record is from RefSeq and is a predicted model, not a curated record. Lineage: Eukaryota; Fungi; Ascomycota; Pichiomycetes; Serinales; Debaryomycetaceae.
AUGGCAAAAGUAAUUAUUCAAUUUUGUUCCAAGUGCAAAUGGCACAACCGUGCCGUAUGGUACCUCCAGGAAAUUAUGCAAACAUUUGGUGAAGGUGAACGAUUCAUUUCAGAAAUUUCAAUUCAGCCUAAAAUUGAUGAACCUGGACUUUUUCAGGUACUCGUUCAAGCUGAUGAGGGAGAACCAAAAAUCAUAUACAAGAGAAAGUUCAAGAAGGAUAAUGGUCCUCAGGAUGCUCCAUACUACUAUGAUGGGUUUCCUGAUAGUAAAUUACUCAAAACGCUAAUUCGAGAUGAACUUUUUCCAAGUGAAAAAUUGGGCCAUGUAGAUGGGCAUGCAACAUUGACUUGUGAAAAAUGUGAAAAGGAAUAG